Messenger RNA from Synchiropus splendidus (mandarinfish), 2796 nucleotides. It is a transcript of the gene rsad1, whose product is annotated as radical S-adenosyl methionine domain containing 1. The record is from RefSeq and is a predicted model, not a curated record. Gene Ontology annotation, biological process: porphyrin-containing compound biosynthetic process. Gene Ontology annotation, molecular function: coproporphyrinogen oxidase activity; 4 iron, 4 sulfur cluster binding. Gene Ontology annotation, cellular component: cytoplasm. NCBI's taxonomy places the organism in Eukaryota, Metazoa, Chordata, Actinopteri, Syngnathiformes, Callionymidae. The coding region runs from base 231 to 1583 and encodes 450 amino acids. The transcript is spliced from 10 exons.
UGCCUUGUUCUGUUUUGGGUCUUUUUUCCCCGCUAUAUUUUGAUUGAAUACAUUAGAUGAUAAGGGGGACGUUUUAAUAUAAUAGAUCAGGAAAGAGAGUCCAGAAUAUGAAACUCUGCACUUCCUGUUUUGGUGUGACGUCAUAACCUGCCUCAAGCGCUGUCUUCAUCGACAAAGCCAAUCUGGGUCGCAGUCUCAAUCCGUCCAAACUUCCACGGUGAAACUGAGUCAUGAGAAUGAUCAGACGCACGUUUGGACCAGCCGGACGUGUCAUCGCUUCUGUCCCACGCUUCUCUGCUUCUUCUUCUGCUGGACACGUGACAGAAGAUGGAAAUGAAUCGACUGACAUUGUCCCAAAACAGGCCUCUCUCUACGUGCACUGGCCUUACUGCCUGAGAAGAUGCUCCUACUGCAACUUCAACAAAUACAUUCCCAGAGACAACAACGACCAAAUGAUGACGGCGUGUCUCCAGAUGGAGACCGAAACGUUACUGAGGAUCAGUCAGGUGUCCAGGAUCACAUCAGUGUUUUUUGGCGGUGGAACUCCAAGCCUGGCUCCUGCCUCCACUGUCUCUGCAGUACUUGACACUGUCUCCAAACAUGCCUCGCUCUCACAUCAUGCAGAGGUCACCUUAGAGGUCAACCCGACUCCCGCUGGAAGGUCCAAGUUGGCAGAUUUCUGUCAAGCAGGAGUGAACAGGUUUUCUAUCGGCGUCCAGUCUCUCCAGAACACCGAUCUGGCAGCCCUGGGUCGAGACCACAGUUCACUCGACGCACUGCAAACUCUGGAGCAGGCCAGGAAACUUUGUCCCGGCAAAGUUUCCGUGGAUGUGAUGUUCGGACGACCCCGACAGAGCGUGAAGUCCUGGGAGUCUGAGUUGUCAGAGCUGUUGCGCGUAUGUGACGACCAUGUGUCGCUGUACCAGCUGACGUUGGAGCGAGGAACGCGGCUGUUCAGACAAGUGGAACAGGGAGAGAUGACGACUCCUCCUGAGGAGGCGGCUGCUGACAUGUAUCACGUGGCCAGAGCGACGCUGCGGCAGCACAGCUUUGACCAGUACGAAGUGUCAAACUUCGCAAGACACAAUGCUGUGAGUCACCACAAUCUAAACUACUGGAAAGGUGGACAGUACAUCGGCGUCGGCCCAGGAGCUCAUGGUCGAUUCAUUCCUCACGGAGAAGGAGGUUCGACCCGUGAGGCUCGGACGCAGACGCUAGAACCUGAGGUGUGGAUCCGAGAGGUCCGGCAGCGAGGCCAUGCGACGCGGAGGAGGAUGAAGCUGAACCAUCUAGAACUGCUGCAGGAGGUGUUGGUGACGGGACUGAGGAUGACGGACGGCAUCACACAACAGCACUGGGACCUGUUUAGCCCUGAGUCGGGUCUUCAUGAGGUCUUCGGUGCCUCCACAGAGGUCAAUGACUUAAUCCUAAAUGGCCAGCUGCUUCUCGAUGAGAGAGGUUUGCGCUGCUCUUGGGAUGGACUUGCUGUUCUGGACAGCCUUCUGCCCACUCUGAUGCUGGCCCUGGAGACAAGGAUCCUCCAGAGACCGCAACCUGAAGAAAGGAACUCGCACUCAUCAUGAUGUUGUGGUGCAGGUUCUCACUCUGCAUUUACCACCUCCCCUCAUUUCUGCUCUUGUUGCUUCCCUUUCACUCAAGCUGCUCCUCAUCUCUCACAGAUCAGUUGUUUCACCCUGCCUGCACUCUCUUCUUCACCUCACCACCAUGGCCUUUCACUGCGGUCGAAGCCAGGUCUAUUUGGAAUUUUAGUUUAGCAUCUUCCAUCUUGGUUUUUGGAGUGCAGUCAGACAACCACCAGUGAGACAGGAUCUGGUACAGACAUAUAAGUAUUAUAUUAAAAAAUAUUAGUCAAAGAUAAUAGAUAAAACGUUUUUACUUGCUUGGUAUAACUAGUAUUUUUUUAUAAAAAAAUAAAAAUAAAUAAAACAACAUCCUUGUUUGUUCUCUCCUCUUUAUGGUAGUACUUUUUUUGACAGUUUUGUCUGACUCACUAAAGUGUCUGACUCAGCACUCAUUAAUAUUCAUGACAAAACUGAGUGUUUGUACCUUUCAUCUUCUGACCUGUAGCAAUAUUGGCCUCCUCAUUUAUUUCAAAUACUCAAGACAGGGACCAUUGAUUUACCACAACUUUCCCCCUCAUUCAUAUUCAUGUCGUGGGCCUUCAAUGUGAAAAGAAUACUAACCAGGAGCUCUCAGACAAUGUCCCUGGAAAUGUGUGAUGCUUGUGUUACCAUAGCAACACAAGAGCGAGUAAACUAAUGACGCUGAUAGAUUUUAAAAAAAGAAGCAUUGUGACACUUGGUCCUUGCGGGAUGACGCUCUUCUGUCUGCGUGGGUGUUUAUGUGAACAAGGCUGAUGACAACAAUAGUUCACGUUUGAGGUUGCUUGACUCAUCACUCUCACACACUUACUCAGCCUCGCACGCACAGCCUUUACGUCCUCGAGUGUUUGAAACUGAAGGACGCUCUUCUUCAUCUUGUAUUUUUAUACACAAAAUGGACGCUUAUCAUUUAUUCUUCCUCUCCACAAGCUUUAUUGUGUUUGAAAUCGUGGCCAGGCAAAGGCAGCUGUCUGAUUUAUUCAUUCAUAAGUGUUUUUUAAAUCCGUUGUAUGAUGAGGGAAAUGGAAUUUUACCUGAUAAAUACUAUUCGAGUCCAGUCCCUAACGUUUUUCAUUCUUAAUUCUGUAAAAUGUCUUUGAUAUGAAUGAUUGGUAACUGCACAGUUGACUUAGAAUAGAAUAUACACCUGUUAUUUUAAGGUCAGCUACGAUCU